AGACCUUGGAUCAUGCUUAUCUAUUUUAUCGUGAUUUAUCUCAUUUUCAUCAUUAUUCAUUGUCUAUUGAAUGAUUCGACAAUCAACAGGUUUAAAGCCGGUUAACUGGUUAACAUCCGCCACCGCGAUCCAUAAACGAAUGACGUAAUUUUCGUGAUUGGUCUUGCUAAUUUUGUAGUCGCUAAAUAGUUUAUUUUGAACUUGUGAGUUGUUGUAAUAUUAUGUUAAGACUUAAAACUUGUUAUCUACAAAUUAACUAGGAUAAAUCAGUCGGAACUCGGAACUUAUAACGGUUUAAAUUAAUUUAAUUUGUAAUUAAAAAUAACUUAUAUUUCAAUGAUAAUUAUUAUACAUUACCUAAUUGUUAAUAAAUAAAAACUUUAAUAUCCGACAUCCGUGCCCGUGAAAUAAUAUAUUGAUUUAAAUAUAAAAAUAUGGAGAAAAAAACUCGUAGGAUGAAAAUGAAGACGGUGGAAAGUUUAGUUUGUUUGGUAAAAUCAGUAGAAAAUCAAUACACCACUAUUGAUUUACAAAACGAAACUUCUGUGUACGGACUUGUUAAAGAAGUUGACUGUGAUAUGAACGUGACCUUAUGCGAUGUUACUGUUACUGAUCCAAACGGUCAACGAUAUUCUUGUGAUAAUUUUUUUUUAAAAUCAAGAUUGAUACGUUAUGUUCAUUUAUCUCAAACAGUUGAUGUAUUUCAAGCUAUGAAAGAAGUAAUUAGAAAAACUUUUCCUCGUAGAGUUAAGAAACCAACAGCUUAUUCCUUGAAGAGAAAGAAAGUAAUGGCUAGACAAGAAAAACUUAAAAGGGAAGUACAAAAUAUGAAUAAAGAAGGCUCUAAAUCCUAGUUACGAUGGAUGCACAACUGCUGAACUAUUUACUAUGCAAUACAAUUAAUAUACUCUGUAUUGUUUAUACCUGCAUUGAAACGAGUACGCCAAUCAGAACUAUGAAAUUCAUCUUUGAUUAGUUUCCAAAAAAUAUCACUGCCGCAUGGCAAUGAUACACAAUGAAGCAUAACAGGUAUAGCUACUUCACAAAGAUGAGAUUUAAUCCCUUCUAUACAGUCCCAAAUGCUAAAAACAAAAUAAUUAAUAUAAAAAUUAAUCAAAUGAUUCAAAUCUCAAUUAUUUAUUUACAUAACACUAAUUUUAGUUAUCUCCAUUCUGUAUUUAUUGAAAAGGUAUUAUAAAUUAUACCUUUUUAUAUCUGUUAUAUUCUAAAGCUAUAAAAAUGGACAGCUUUAAAAAUGUAUCCAAAGUUGCUUUUUAAAAUAAAUAUGUUUUUGAGCCAGGUAGGUACAGAUAUUUUAUUUUCUAACCAAUUUUGUGUAGGGCCUUGUUUAUAAUUCUCACCAUAGAAACUAAUAAAAUGUAAAAAUUACCUAAUUUCCACUAUGUGUAUACCAUUAAUGGUUACUUAUUUAAUAUUUUGUAUAUUAUUUAAAAUAAAGUUAAUAAAUAUGGUUCUUUGUAUGGUAAAAGUUAUGGCUCAUAUAAGUAAUAUGUGCUUACUAUAUUUAUUUAUUUAUUUAUUUAUUAAUUAAUUCACGGAAUAUUAAUAAUAACAUGUAGUAAACAGUAUUUCAGUUAAAUUAAACUUUAAAUAC
Messenger RNA from Metopolophium dirhodum (rose-grain aphid), 1615 nucleotides. RefSeq lists its product as uncharacterized. Gene Ontology annotation, molecular function: U7 snRNA binding; histone pre-mRNA DCP binding. Gene Ontology annotation, cellular component: cytoplasmic U snRNP body; nuclear body. The transcript is spliced from 4 exons. Gene Ontology annotation, biological process: mRNA 3'-end processing by stem-loop binding and cleavage. Lineage: Eukaryota; Metazoa; Arthropoda; Insecta; Hemiptera; Aphididae. The record is from RefSeq and is a predicted model, not a curated record. The coding region runs from base 435 to 854 and encodes 139 amino acids.